CUGGAGCCCCCGGUGCUGCUGGCCGACAUCAAGACGGAGCCGCCCGAGGAGCUGCUGGCCACCGACUGCGGGCAGCCGCAGGCCGAGCCCGUCGACCUCUCCCUCAACAAGGCCAAGGCCCCUCCGCCGCCGCCCGCCACGCAGCCCCCGCCGCCGCCGCCGCCGCCCCCCGUGCACUCGUCGCCCCUGCUGGUGGCGCCCCCCGUCCCCGCCGCGCCCACCGUGUCCAUCGCCUCCCCGGCGCUGGGCUCGGCCGCCUCGGCCAUCCCGGCCGUGCUGUCGCCCGGCUCCAUCCUGGCGUCGUCGCAGGGCAGCGGCGGGCAGCAGAUCCUGCACGUCAUCCACACCAUCCCCUCGGUCAACCUGCCCAGCAAGAUGGGCAACCUGCAGACCAUCCCCAUGGUGGUGCAGUCCCUGCCCGUCGUCUACACCACCAUGCCGGCCGACGGCGUCACCGCCAUCACCGUGCCGCUCAUCGGGGGCGACGGCAAGAACACCGGCUCCGGUAAGGGGCUCCCCACGCCGCAGGGACCCCCCGCUGCUUUACACACGAGACCUCAACGACGUGGCGUGGGGUGGCACCCCCACAAAGUGGCCCCCGAGCCCCCUGGGGCAUG
Messenger RNA from Oxyura jamaicensis (ruddy duck), 617 nucleotides. RefSeq names its product Krueppel-like factor 8. The record is from RefSeq and is a predicted model, not a curated record. Gene Ontology annotation, biological process: regulation of transcription by RNA polymerase II. NCBI's taxonomy places the organism in Eukaryota, Metazoa, Chordata, Aves, Anseriformes, Anatidae. The annotation marks the transcript as partial. Gene Ontology annotation, molecular function: DNA-binding transcription factor activity, RNA polymerase II-specific; RNA polymerase II cis-regulatory region sequence-specific DNA binding. The transcript has a single exon.